AUGGCUGCGAAAUUGACCAAAGUGGAACCAUGGGCACCGCAGAAGCAUUACGAUGAUGCAUAUUCAUAUGUCAUGAAAAACGGUGUUUCGAAAAUCAAGGAUUUCUUUGAGGAGAAACUGAAGAAUUCUGCGGGAGAAGUCAAGGUAAAGACCGCAAUCGUCGGCAGAACUGGAUGCGGAAAAUCUACUUUUAUCAACAGGCUACUAAGGUGAGAAAAAAUGGAAGCAUUUUUAUAUUUGUUUUUCAAGGAAAGUUAUUUUAAAAGGUGCUCUUAGUCUUAGCAGACGAAAAUUGAUUACCAGCUUUUUCCAAGCGAAAUUAACGGCGAUUGUGUUUCUUGUUGAAACGCUACGUCUCGUAAAUAAGUCCAAUAAAGGCAUUGAAUGUGACAAUGUUUAAGUAAAGCAGUUUUCUGAAGACUCAUCAAAAUCUGCUAGACUAUCUCUUUUUUAAUGUUAGGGCAAUUUCCCAUUUUUACAUGGUCAGUGAAACUUCCACUUAUUGGCAGAGGAAUAAACUCCUUUGUUUCACUUUCACCCGGAAGUCUGAAACGGAAAACCGAAAGAGGAAGGAGCAUUGCAAAUUAUAUGAAUUAUUUGUUUUUUGUAUCGUACUUAUUAGAGACUUGAACAAAAUAUUAUAAAUCAAGACAAUUUUGACAUAAAACCGUAAAAAAAUUAAGCAUUUUUGAGUCAAUAAGCUGGGAUCCAAACUGAUGUGAUUAUACAGUACUGUUGUCUCAACCAAUUUCGGAUUUCCGAGAAAACAGACGUAUGAAACCGUGAAAACCGACGUCUGGUGAAAACAAAUGUGACGAUAGGUUUUGCUCUUCCAAGCACAAAUCGGGGAAAUAAGCGUUAAGAGAACUCGAGCGACUUCGGCGUAAGGACAACAAGGGGGAAAACUAACUCUGCAACUUGCUUGGCUAGCGGAAAAGGAACUCGUCACUAUUCCAAGGUACUAGGAUCUGCUACAACUGGAAAGAGGACAGGACUCAAACUUGGACUUCAACAGUUUAAUCUUCAGUUCGUGAACGUAAAUCAAACAGUCAAAUAAAUCCGCAAUGUAAAAUCGAAAAACGGGAAUAACAGUGCUCUAUUUAUACUAACCGAUCAACUUAUUAGAACAUCACAAAAACAAAAGGAAAGAAGGCUGAAUAAAAUCAGCUGGACAGCGAAAACAAAUCUGGAUAAAUUCAGUUUAAAAGUUCAUAUGUUAGACUAAAUAACUCAAAAUUAAAUGUUAGUCAAGCAACUGAAUUUAGGAAGUUUACAAAGAAAGCUGUGUAAAAUAAUUCGAGUUUCCUUUGCUCAGGAUCCCUCAAAAUGUCAAAACUAAAACUACGAACGGUUGGUAUUUGAACAGGCGAAAGGUCUAGUUAUUCAGUGACUAAGCUGUAUAUCUAUUUCUAGAAAACUCGAUUUCGAAGGUACAUAUAAUAUGCGUACAGAAAUUUCCUACGGCACCCUGUUCCAAUAAUUAUAUACAUGAGUAAACAAUCUCGGUUACAAUGUUUGCACAGAGAAUAAAGAUUCCUGUUUGCACAGACGUAAAUAAAAACUUAUUCAAAACAGUUGAAAUCCUAUUUUAUAAUUUUGUAGUCCACGUGCCAUGAAAUAAAUUGAAAACCCAAUGAAAUCUACAUUUUCGCCCUAACACAAAGGGAUCUUGUAUAUUUAUGCUCUUCAGAUACUUAUGUUCCAUUUCUCUUGUCUCUUGGUGUUCAGGCAAAUGUUUACUAAUAUUCUCCAAAGUAACUGAAGUCGCAGUUGGAAUUGGAAAAACGCAGUUUUACAAAUGAGGGAAACACACACUUCCACGACUACUAGGGUUGCUUCAAGGAAACAACCGUUACCUGCUUUACUUCUACAAAUUCAUUGGGCGAAGUCCAUUUGAAAUAUAUCACGGUCUACUUAUUAAACAUAGGCACGUUAAACGUGCAUGAGCUAUUUUGAAUGCGUCAGUGUAACUUUAAUGCUUCGGUGUAACCUUACCAAGAGUGAUGAAUCUACCUCUUUCAUCUAAAUGUUGAUUGGGUUUUUGUCCGAAAUUGCGUAUUGCAGUACAUAAAUGAAAACGCGAAACGCUCAGCAGAGUCGAUCCUAAAGCUAUAUAUUCACUUUCCUCUGUCUUUCCCUGUUACAUCUGGUGCAAGUUCAACAAAUAAAGUGAAAUAAAUUUCUACUCACCAAACGUUGAUUAGAAGGAAAACUCUAAGGUUUCCUCGGAGUUUCUUGAGCCAAAAUGUGACUCACCGAAUACUGAAUAGUUACGAAAUACCAGGAUUUUUAUUAUGGUGGUAGAUGGUUGCAUCAUCAUAAUUCACGAGGUUUUCACGUGCGAUUCUACUCAGUGAAACAGUCUUUAACUCCGACAACUUAUUUCUUCAUGUUUUAAAAGCUAUUGCUUCUCAAAAGACAAGAGCCUUUUUUAAGGCAUUGGUUACAAAACCAAACAGGUCUUCAUACGUCCAAGUUACUAUUUAUCAUUGUGAAAAGCCAAUCUGCAUGAGAUGUACAGUCACACAGCUGGCACGUGAAAGUGUUGGACUUUGCCCCCUUUCGUCGUUCGUACGUGAGGGAAUUCGAGUUAUCACACAGUAAACUAGUAAACAGAAUUAUAAAAAUAACUCACGCACACAAUUUGCACGUGAAGAUGUUGGUCUUUCGCCCUUUUACAAUUCGUACGUUAAAAAAAGGCAAAUUCUUUACUACAAAAUUUUCUCAAACGAUUUUAAGAAAUCACCUCGGCUUCAUUAUAACAUCUGCAAUUAAAUUAUGUUUCAUGCAACGUCAAGGUUGAUAACCUAACAUUUAUUAACAUUUGUGAAACAGUCUUUAACUCCGACAACUUAUUUCGUCAUGUUUUAAAAGCUAUUGCUUCUUAAAAGACAAAAGCCUUUUUUAAGGCAUUGGUUACUAAACGAAACAGGUCUUCAUACGUCCAAGUUACUAUUAUUAUUGUGAAAAGCCAAUCUGCAUGAGAUGUACAGUCACACAGCGGGCACGUGAAAGUGUUGGACUUUGCCCCCUUUCGUGGUUCGUACGUGAGGGAAUUCGAGUUAUCACACAGUAAUCUAGUAAACAGAAUUAUAAAAAUAACUCAUGCACACCAUUUGCAUGUGAAGAUGUUGGUCUGUGGCCCUUUCACAAUUCGUACGUAAAAAAGAGGCAAAUUGUUUUACUACAAAAUUUUCUCAAACGAUUUUAAGAAAUCACCUCGGCUUUAUUACAACAUCUAUAAUUAAAUUAUAUUUCAUGCAACGUCAAGGUUGAUAGCCUAACAUUUAUUAACCUACAAGAAAAUUAUCAAACUGCCAAAAUAUAUUUCUACUUAUAUCAUGUUAGUCCACUCAAUAUAACAGUAUCUAAUUAUUGUGUCAACUAGCUUCUUCCAAUUUUAUUCCCUAACGCUACUGUUUGUACUUAAGUUACGCAUCUUUACUAAAUAGAACGAAAAAGGUCGGUUGAUCUUUGUAAGCGAGAGAAUAAUAUUUUUAAAGCUUAUUUACAGGAUUAACAAUACUCGAUACAGCUUUCAAAAAAAUAAGCUGCCUUUUAAGCUUCUAAACCACGUUUUAUAGGGCGCAUACUUUCGAAUUAAAGUCUAUAUUACUUCACUGGAAGAGAUUUGAAAAUAUAUGAUCUUCUAUACUCUACCCAGUUGUAGCAGGUGAAACAGAACUCAUACUGACGUGCGUUGUACCGAUAGCCGAAUUAGGUCAGAAAUGCCUCGAAGCAGCAUCCACACUUAAACAUGAACCCUUAAACAGCUGCUUCACUGUUCACAGCGUUUGAAUCAUGAAGAUAUUUUAUGUAAUGCUUCCAAACACCUGUACCCGUAAUAAAAGACGACUAAAUUGUGAAGGAUCAAGAUGGCGGUCUCAAACUGCCCUUGUUCGACCUUUACCAAUGCCAUGUUUAAAUAGAUGCCAAGAUCUCAUUGGUUCCUAAGCAUCAACUCAUAGUACCUUCAACCUUAUUGGCUCUUGCAACAAACAUCCCAACAUACAAAGCCACAAAGAUACAUACGCUCACACCACUGACAUAUCAGCUAUUUUUUCAAAAUAGCUCAAUAAAGGUUUCAAAUUUAAGAUCAAAUAGAGUGGAACAUAUCUUUCUAACAUCGCAUAAUUUUAGGAAGAAUUAUAGCUUUGAACAUCAUGUAAAAUUUUUUAAAAUUGCCGAUCUCAGGCAAGUCCGCUCCAUUCGGUUUUAUUCAGUCUUGAAUUUUUUGUUCAGUCUUGAUUCAAUCGGUCCCAGUAAUUUCACUAAGAGACCCGAAUUCAUACUUGGCUGCGAGGCUUAGGGGUGCACCCCCCGUCCUGAGAUGACCUGCGGUUUUCUAAUACAACUGGUAUUCUGCAAAAAAAACUAUGUGGUUUAUUGGUGUUGAAGUAGAGCAAGAGACGAGUGCACCCCCUCCUAGAAAAAAUCCUGGAUCCACCCUGAAUAAAACAAAAGAAAUCCUCUUGAGGCUCAGCAAUGAAUAAUAGCGGGGCUCCCUCGCCCGCGAAGCGCGCGUGGGACAGAGCCCCAUACUCAUAGAAUAUGGUCAACCUCUUUUCAUUUGGUUGUCACGUGACUGACCGAGCGUACGUACGUACGUACGCGUCUACAGAUUGUACGGGUAGGGUAGGGGAGACUAUCAAAAGGAAGGGAGGGGAAGGCAGUGGCUUUUGACUUUGCUGACCAUGGUCACGCGUUGGUCACGCUCUACGUCCAAUUUUUACGCUCUGAUUGGUCAAAAUUUGACAGGUGAGCUCAUGCGGAAAAUUUAUGCAGCAUCUUGAAUCUUGUUUACUUUGACAGCUGAAGCUGACAGAGUUUUGUGUCAACUUGUGAUGUUUUUAACUGUCUUUUUCCACUGGAUGCACAAAAUGAAAUUCAGCUGCUAUCAGGAAUCUUCUGUUAUUCAUGGCUAGUUGGUUUUUGGUUGAGAAAAUAAUGCAUUACUUGUCAAAGUCGGAAAUCCGAUUUCGGAUGGCAUCGAUAGGCCACUUGCACUAAGAGGUCACGUGACCAAUGCUUCCUUUAAACAAUGAGUUGGAAUCUUGCUGAUGCAAAAAAUUGACAGAGCACAUAAAAAUUAUCUUACACCCGAAAUUUGAGGGGAAACGCAUUUAAGGGAGGUAUUUUAUGGCACUUUGAUUUUUUAACAGAGUAGUAUGAUUUGUAUUGCCGCCAUGUUGGAGGGCAUACUCUUGCCCUCCAAGAUGGCGGCCAAAACUACUUUUUGCUUAUAUCUUGUUAAACGUUUGAUAGUUACGCUCAGAUGUGCUGUAAACAUUACCACAUCAUAUUUUCAACAUUUUCCUUGAAGUUUAAGUGCAAAAUUUGUGUUCAGAAAGAGGUAAUUCAUAAUUUUAAAAAUCAUAUUUUGGUCACGUGACCAGCUACGAAAUUACUCAUUUUAAGAAAAUGGUGCGGGUUUAAAAAACCAAAUCACGAUCAUUUUGUUUAAGAUAUGACCCACUAAUCGUUUUUCGAAUGCAAAAUCCUAUAACUUUCAUUUUCAUAAAAACGAUGUCACAUGACCUCUUAGUGCAAAUGGCCUAUUUCGCUUUUCACCUUGCUUGAUGCGUAAGGGUUGAAAAGUCUGAAGCGAUACUGGCCUUCCUUGAUACCUUUCAGGAGCUGCAUGUCGAAUGGUAAGCCUCAGUAAUUAUUGUGUUUGACGUUUGUUUUUUAUAUCUAAUUUAAUGAAGUCGAGCGCAGUUUAUGCGGCUAUGUAGUUUGUGCACGUUUGUAAGAUUUGAGACAAUUUGAUAUGACCAAGAAUCAGGUUUGAUAUAAGCUUACAGAACUUUAAAAAGCCUUUAGACAUUUUCUCACCGCAAAUAGAAAGAAAACGUUCCAAAAAACAUUUAGUUAUAAUUCUAGCUGUAAAAGAAAGCUUUGAGCGAUUUUCUUGCGUCGAGUUCAUCUUUGAAAAAAGUAAAUAUCGGGAAGCCGGCUUAAAACAUAAACUUAAGCUUUCAGGUUAAGCUUGAAGACUCAGGAUUUUUAGAGACACUUUAACACUUGUCUUCGUCAAUGAAAAAUGUUGUCUCUGUACAUGUUUCACCGAAUUAUAUUUCUUUUAUUGAUUGUUGGUAGUCUCUCUUGUAAUAUUAAUCGCCGUGCCGUUUGUUUUCAGUUGUUCAGUGAACAUCGCUUGCAGGAGUACUCACAGUGCCGAGGGUAUCAAACCGGCGCUUUUAAAGAUUUCACAUCGAUAAAACCAUUUAAUAAAACUGAAUAAACAUAAUAAUUUCUUUAUUAUGUUGUAGCUUAACUCUAGUAUGUUCGUUCAAACACUCGCUACAGUUCGCACUGCAAAAGUGAGAACUGGCUGGCCGUAUAUGAUUUUGGAAAUUUUGUUAACGGUUUAAAAAGCCCACGCGUGCUUCGAUCGUCCUGAAUAUUGAAUGAGUGCAAUUUGUGUUGCAAAAUUGUGAAAUACUGCAUUCUGUCCGAGCUCUGUAUGAUAAAAACAGUACCUCCUAGUACUGUUUCACCUCAGAUGUGAUGUAUAAAUGGUAUAAAAGGUUGGUUUACAAGCACCCGGAUUUGUUGGCAAGAGUUUGUAAAGUAAACUUGUCGAACGCAAAAAAUUCGGCCUGAUUUUUUUUCCGGGCCUAAUUAAUCUUACGGUGAUCAAGAGCCAUUAUGGCUAAAUGUGAUCGAAGAUGAUUGCUAUUUUUUGGGUGUACAUAUGAGGCUAUCAACUUGAUGUAAGAUUUUGUUCACUCUUAGGCUGUUUGCAAAUUAUUUUUCUCUAAAAUCACUCAGCCUUUCCCUCAAAAGUCACAUGAAUGUGCUACGUGCUCUAAAGUUAACUGAAUUGUGGAAUACAAGUUUAUAGUUUGAUUUAAAUUAUAAAUAUAUUAAUGGAAGCCUCGCUUUUAGCCCUGGCUAAAUCUAUAUAUUACAUUCUUUUGUUUUAUUCCCCCAUGGAACCAAGUAUGAAUUUUAUUAUAACGAAAUUGUUCUAUUUAAUGUCCAUCUUUGUCAAUCAUCAAAUUAUAACCUAAUAUAACGCUUCUUUGCCAGUGCCUUAUUCUAUCUUCUCACAAACUUAACCCUCGGACGUGCACGCAAAGUCAUACCCCUCACCGUAGUACAAGGGAUGGCCCUCGAAAGUCGUACUUGGCAUACGAAGGAAGUUUCCUUGUUAUUCACAAGAAAAAGAGAAAAACUUUAAUCGUCAGAUCCGUUCUUUAUCUGCAAAUAAUCUUUAACUCUUCAGUUCUUCAGAUAACAACUUAGCCUGCCUUACACGAUACGGAUGAGCGAAGGAUUACAUGGAUUGUAAACCUAAAUCACACAUGUGAUAAACAAGAACAUGGCGGCAACUAGCACGAGUCCUAAGCAAAAAUGGUAACAACCGCUGACCAUAAAUACUGAAAACUCCUUACUACAGCACUGCUGUAGUAACAAUACAGCAAGGCCGAAGUGUUUCCCAAGUUUCGUUACUCUCUUUCUCUGUUUCUUGGGAAAAAUAGGAGGACAAGAAAGAGUCAUAGCUAGACGAGGAAUCUAGAAAGUGUGAUGUUGAAACAUGUUAUGAAAAAAUAGCUAAUCAGAAAAUGAACGGAGGAAUAAUUUUUAUGAACUUCAAUCACUGUAUUCCAUUUUUCAGGCUUGAAGACUUUGCCGAAGGAGCUGCCAAGGUUGAUGUAACUGAGUGUACUCAAGAUUGGAAACGGUAUGAAGACCCAGAUAAUGCUAACAUUGAAUAUUGGGAUUUACCAGGAAUGGGGACCGAAGACUUCCCUGCAAAGACAUACUUUCAAGAUGUAAAGUUGAAUGAAUACGACACAUUCGUAAUCCUCACAGAUACCCGCUUUACGAAGGACGACCUCGAAUUGGCCAAUAAAAUUACAUUACAGGGUAAGAAGUAUUUCUUUGUUCGCUCAAAAAUUGAUCAAGAUGUUAGAAAUGCCAAACGGUCAAGUCGGCCCGAAUCAUUUAAUGAGGGUGAUGUGCUGGCAAAAAUUCGAAGUAAGUGUGUGGCAAAACUGGGUGACCUGCUGAGCAAUAAGGAAAAGAUAUUCCUGAUAAGCUGCCAUGGUUUUGAGAAGCGUCGUGAAACUGGUGAGAAGUGUGGUGAAAAGUAUCGUGAAAAGUAUCAGUUGGAACCUCUCAUAAAAGCCAACCGAGAUGCGUUGCAUCAAAAUCAGCAAGAUGCUAUGAUCCGUUUGCUGGAAGAGGCGUCGAUGGCGGCUCUAGAGGAAAACGUUAAGGUUCUGGGAGGAGAUAUAUGGAAGAGUAGUGCAUUGUCUGGUGUUGCCGCAGUGAUUCCUGUAGUAUCCAUUGGUGUUGACAUCUGGCUGAUUAAGAGAGAAUUAAAUCGUUACAAAACCGCGCUUGGUAUUCCUGAAGAAGAAUCGGAUGAAUUUAAGAAGCUAGACCCCACCUCCAAAGCUAAAGUUAGCGUAACAUUAAAACUUCUGACCGAAUUUACUGCCAAAAGCGCCGGUGCCCUAGCAGUUGCUUAUACCGUAGAAACACGAAUUGAAGAGGCGUUUGCUUUUCUUCCAGCCGGGCUGAUUAUUGCUUGUCCACUGUCAGGUAUUACCACAUAUAAAGUUCUCGACUACAUUUUGAAAACAAUGGCGGAUACAGCAUUUGCAAUCCUAGCCGGAGUAAUCAAAUCGAAAAAAAAAUAG
This is a messenger RNA of Porites lobata, 8654 nucleotides long. Lineage: Eukaryota; Metazoa; Cnidaria; Anthozoa; Scleractinia; Poritidae. The record is from the annotation of a GenBank genome assembly.